AUGGUUAAUAAUCUCACUUCUGGUAUUGCAGCCACAUCGUUUAAACAUAAUCAUCAUCAACAACAUCAACAUCAACAUCAACAUCAACAUCAACAUCAACAUCAACACCCAACAUCUCCUCCACCAGCAAUUUCUAUAACUACCAACUCACCCAGAAUACCAACUCAUUCGCCUAUUUCCCCUCCUUCAGCCAAUAACACUCACAAUAACAAUAGCAGUGCCGGAAGUUCUGGUGGAUUUCCAUUUUCAUCUACAGUGAUUUCUCCUAGAAAUAGUAUCACAUCGUUUAGUAAUCCAACUAAACAACUACGGGCUAACAGUAAUGAUAAUGGUAAUGUCAAUGGAAGAAGAGUGAGUAAUUCCAAUUAUUCAAUAACUUCGACUCCUACUAGUAGCAACAAUCGUUAUUCAUUUAGUGAAUAUUCUAAUGAACAAAUUAUUGAUUUGAUGGAAAGAGAACAAGAUGCUAUUGUAUUAAAAUUGAUGAAAGAAAUUGAAUUUUUAAAGCAAGAAAAUAAAAUGUUACGACUGACUCCAACCCCUGGUGGUAAUAGUGCCACUAGUAAUACUUGCAGUCCCAGUAAUAGUAUAAGUAGUCCUUCAACACCACCAAUUCGUCGAUCUUCAUCAUUAUCGUCUCGUCGAUCUUCAAUCACAGCUAAUAAUAUCAAUAGCACAACUUUUGGUGCUGGCAUCAAUGAAAGUUCAAGAACUGGUAAUUGUGGUGGUAGUACUACAGCAAUGUCAGCUCCUAUAUUUAAUUAUCCAUUUAGAGAUUGUACAUCAACAAUAAAUUCCGGUGGUAAUUUUGAUGAGAUUAGGAAAAAACAAAAAAGUGAAAUGACAUCUAGUAUAUAUAUAGCUCGGAAACCUAGUAUAAAUGGUAGAUAUGAAGAAAUUAUUGAUGAAAAUCGAAAUUUAAAGAGACAAUUGAAAAAAUUACAAGGAGAAUUGGAAUUGUUGAAGAAAAAAUAA
Candida dubliniensis CD36 is the source of this 975-nucleotide messenger RNA. RefSeq lists its product as uncharacterized. The record is from RefSeq and is a predicted model, not a curated record. Lineage: Eukaryota; Fungi; Ascomycota; Pichiomycetes; Serinales; Debaryomycetaceae. The transcript has a single exon. Bases 1 to 975 code for a protein of 324 amino acids.